GUCAAACAACAGAAAAUGAGCGCGCAAAGAUGCACCAAGUGCAAACACACGUUUCCAAGAACUUCAAAGCACUGGGGAGCCCAAUUUGGAGCCGGAGGCGUUGUGAUCAAUACUCGUUGUCGGUCCUGUUGCGAGAAGGAUGCAAGGCGGGCGGCGGAGAAGCGAGGCACCGCCAAAGCCGCGGACAGUGAGAAUGACAACACAGAAGACGCGUCAGACUUCAUCAAAGCCAUUCCUCUGGUGGCAUUUCUCGACGCGCUUUCCAAUGGCACUACGGACGUACAUCACCUUUGCGCUCUUGUCAAUGUUUCCUCCGUAGUCGACAGUCCGGACUUGCGCGAAGCAAAAGAUGGGGAGUUGGCAUUCAAGCCUGUAGUAGAUCAAAUUGCGGCCUAUGUGUGGGAAAGAACAGAUUAUCGCUUCACAUAUCUGAGAUCAACAACUACUAAAGACCGUCAAACAACACGCUUUAUAUACCACUGUGCACAGCUUGCAUCUCGUCAGCAUAAGCCGAAGAAGAUCGGUGAUAUGAAGAAGCAACGGGACAAGGGCCAGAUGGACACCUUCGACUGUGAGGGCUAUCUAACGAUCUGGGCUGCAGAAAAUCAAGAUCAAUAUUUCAUUCGCUACGCCCACAAUGAUCUGCACCUGAAGUACAAGUGCAUUGAUCUUCCGGAAGAUGUUAAGCAGCUCGUAGAUGGUAACUUGGAGCUCCGAGUCACCGAGAUCUGGAAGAAGAUUCUUGCUGUCUAUCCACAACCGAUGUUCACUCGACAGCAGAUUUAUAAUCGUUGGUUACUGAAGACCAAUUCGAAGUGGCGAUUGGAUGACAACGAGGUUAAAUCAGCCAAGAUGUUGCUCGAAGCGCUGCGUAAUUCAAAAGAGGGCUAUGUCGAACCCAUUGUCUUUCCCGAAGACAACGAUGGAUACACCGCAUUUGGCUUUGCAUUGCCAUCACUUAUUCGCCGGUGGGGUGGUGCAAUUGUUGAGGUCGCACUCGACUCGACCUUUAAAACAAACAAGGCAGGCUAUGAGUGCUUUGCGCUACUGGGAGAAGUCUAUGGAUCGGGUCUCCCACUCGGGUUUCUCCUGAUUCAAUCAAACAAUCCUAGCCCCGGUGAAAAGGAGAAAUAUAUUCGCUCUCUCAUCCGGGACAUCACAUCGAAGUGGAAGAUUACUCCCAUCCAAUCCCUCAGCGAUAAAGACAUCACCGAGAUCAAUGCGUUUCUUGCUGAACUGCCUGACGACAUCAAGCAUCAGCUUUGCUUCUGGCAUGGGAUCAGGGCCGUCCGCGGUCGUUUGUCCGUAAUCGGGCGCCCACCGGCAUUCUAUCAUGCUGAAGAAGCAUUUCAAGAAUUCGACUUCAUCGACAGAGACUUUGUGCCUCUUGCUCAGAUGGAUCCAGCUAAGCGGACCCCUGAGAAUCUUCAGGUCGCUCAAGUCAUGCUGCCGAUGUUGAAGGUCCGCCUGAAUGGAUCCGCUAUCUCCACGGCUCCCAAACUACCGAAAAUAGUCAUCCAAGUUGACGGAAAGCUCCGCGAGUUUCUCGGCAGCCUGGACAGCCUGGAAGAAUCGGAUAUCGUGGAUGUCGUAGACGAAGAAGAGGAGUAUGCUGAGCAUCUCAUUCGAGAGAAUGCUCACAUGGUCAAUCAAGCAGAAGCAGAGCCGUCCUGGAUAGAGCCCGGCGAGAAACCAAUCGGAACCAGCUUCCGUGUCAGCGACGACUACGAGUUCUGCCGUCCGCCGCACCGAUCGCAGCUCCUCCAUACUUUCAUCCGACAUGGCUGCCUGCAUCCUCUGCUACCGGAACGUCACGGAGAACGACGCAACAAAGAUCAAAUCCGACGCGACUGUGUCUUCGAGAUGUACACUUUCUGCAAGCAGCGCGGUCUACGCGAAGUUUGGGGCUAUAUGUGGGAAGCGUGGUAUUGUCCAGCAAAAUGGAGGCUUUGGGCACGUUCGAGCCAGCCGAAUUUCAUUGGUCGCUGGCGUACCACAAUGUCCGUGGAGAAUUUCUGGAAGAACUUGAAGCACGGAACUCUACACCAUUUCCUCCAUCCUCGGCUGGAUCAACUCGUUUAUCUUAUUGUGACCGAUGUCGUUCCAACUUUCGAAGCAAGUAUGCUCAAAUUCGAUCCAAAUUGGCGACUCGGCCGAUCGAAGAAGCUUGCACCGUGGCAGUCCGCUUUCAAAUCUGAAUGGGCGAAGCUUUCUCGCCGUGAACUGGACUCUAAUGCUGACUCAUACACCACGGACAUUUCGACGUGGACUUGCACUUGCGGGCAGCAGAAGUACAAUGCAUUCCUCUUAUGCAAACAUCUCGUUCAAUCCGUUGAAUCUCCUGACCCCAGAUUUUUCCGCGAAGUUUAUCGGAGGCGGGUCACUCCGUUCUAUCAUCACGCGCUUCUAAAGCCAAAAGAUGGUUCUUCCGUCGACGAUUCUCACUUUUUUCCCUCGCGUCUCGCUGGCGACCUCACACCUGAACAGUUUUACCUGCCUCAGGCCAAAGAGCUCGCUGUCAGUGAGCAAUCCCGGAAACGCAACUUCAGCAACACUCAGACCGAUGAGUCCGCUGAGAGACAGCUAACUGACAGCGAAGAUAAUCCAGUCGCCGCUUCGUCUUCGCCGACACGUUCUCAGUCGGCCGUUCAUCCGGAUGAAGACUUUGAUGAUUCGGAUGAGCUCGAAGACCAUACCCGUAAACUUAUCCAGGACCUGCGUCGUGGAGCGGAUAUCCUAGAAGGACAGCUCUCGCAGCUGUCCGAGUCGAAGAUACUCUUGCGCAAUGUGAAACGACGAAAGCUUGGCCGCGAUGUUACCCAUUUCGUUCAAGACAUUCGGCAUUCUCACGAAACAGGGCGCGUGAGAAAGACUGUGUGGGGACAAAAUGGUGGGAAAGCAGCACGGAGAUACACUAAUAAUACACUGGGCUCGAGCCAGCCAUCGUAA
Messenger RNA from Mycena citricolor, 2949 nucleotides. The record is from the annotation of a GenBank genome assembly. NCBI's taxonomy places the organism in Eukaryota, Fungi, Basidiomycota, Agaricomycetes, Agaricales, Mycenaceae.